AGCAGCAGCAGCAGCAGCAGCAGCCGCCGAAGCUUUCACUAGCGAGGAAACCUUUGCCUUCGGCCGGCCCUCCGCUUCCUUCUGCAAAGGAAGCCCCGAUGACGAAGCCCUUGAACUCUCCUCUUCCUCCAGUUCCUCUCAGGUCAGAACCUACAACAACCUUGAUCACAAGGCGACCCGUAGCCGGAGGCAGCCUGCCAUCUCCGUCUGACUCGGCGCCCCUUUCCAGUGUGCUUUCGGCCUACUCCAACCGCUCUUCAGAUUCGACCGUGGGGUCGUCAACAGAUGGUACCACCAUGAGUGCCCACAACUCAUUCUUACAUGCCUCUCCAAAGCAAGGCAACGGAGAUGGCAAGGCGAGUUAUGACGAGCUGUUUCUUCCGCCCAUAUCACCCUUAGUAAUGGACAACUAUGUCCAUAGCCCAGAACCAACCGGACUGUGGAAGGAUCGUGGGCAACCGCCGCCACCUCCUCCCCUGAAAAACUCUAGCGCCCACGACCAAAGACCGCAGACACCCCCGGAUGUGCCGGGACAGUCAAUGCACGCUGCUCCGUCGUUGGCACAAACGCCCCCAUCCAAACCUCAGAUCUGGAGGCGGAGAUCACCAAAGGUCGAUAAAGAUCUUGUCGUAUCCGAACUCAAACUUGUCUCGAGCCACGGCUCAACCGCCUUGUCGACGUUGCCGCCCUCCCACUCGCCUGCAAGCACAUCGGAUUCAGACCCUCGCCGAGAGCAUUUUCACCUCGAACAGUCGGAACCCGCUGCGACGACCCGAGUCCAGCCGCGCCCAAGUCCCAAUGCCGCAUUUCCUGGCAGGAAUAUUCGCCCUGUGGCUUCCCGGCAACGGAUGUCUCCACAAACGCCCGAGAGCAUGGAUCAGGAGGCGUCAAAUCUGCAGCUUGUCGAUGAAAAUGCGAGUCCGACCAAAGAUGGAAGCGAGAUGACAGUGCUGAGCUUCCCAGGAAUCCCGAACCGGAAACAGUCUGCCCCAGAUGUCAAGAGACCCCCGCAUGUUACCCGGCUACCCACCCCCGAGUAUCGUCAUGACGAUGUCAGAAGUCCUAUCAUGGAGACGGUCAUCUCACCAGUGUCGCCAACCUCCUCACCAGAGCCUUUGGACGAGACGAAACUCAUUACUACGCCCAAGGACGUCCGCCCCAUCCACCUCUCGGUUGCUAAGGAGAUUCGACCGGUGAAGAGCAUGCCAAUCCUGGGACUAGACACGAACGGCCUGACUCUGAAGGCAAAGCCGUCGUCGCCUGCAGGCCUCACAGUACGAUCGCCCAUUGGGCUCCCCUCGUCGCCUGCACCCAGCCGCGGCUUGACCCUUAACCAGAGCCGGUUUCCUGCACGAACCUCGUCAAAACCAGCCGAGGACCAGGGGCCAUCUGCAGUGGUUAGUGAGCGGGAGCCAGCAGUCGAUCGUGCAGAAUCCCGUGCUGUGGAGUUCCAGGUUCAAGCUGAAGCUGGAAACGCUAGGUCUGUUGGGCCACCGCAAACGCAAUCAGCUUCAGCGGCAGUAUCCGAAACCGUGACGCCGUCGACAAAGGCUGAUAGUCGCGACAAUGCGGAUUUGGCUCGGCCCGAGAGUCUUGCGAGUGAAGAUCCGAAGACAGAAAGCGUCUCAACCCCGACAAGCGACUCCUUCCCCAUUGGCUGGGGGGAACCGAUUCCUGAGGGCAUCAUUUUUGACGCCCCCCCCAUAAUCGAGAGGAACUUUAGAUGCCUGGCCAAUCACCGAUUCAUGGUACAGAGCAGGAACACCUUUUAUCCUUUGGCGUGCCAAGCUUGCCAUGUGAAGGAUACGUCGAUUCGGUUUACGUGCGGGACCUGCUGGCUCCGCACCUGCAUGACCUGCCGGAACAACCUAUACAGGUUCAACAACGAUCUCCAGGCCUUGAUGAAGCACAAUGAGGCCGUCCUCGUGGAGCACGUCGAAGAAGCCCAGGAUGAGGACAAAAUUGAGGGGCCUGUGGGCCGGAUUUCAGCAGGGCGUGCAGGCCAGAUCGCCGGGUAAACGACGAUAUGCUUGCCUUGUUAUUUUUGGUGUACAUUAUAUUUACUUAGCUAGAAGACACCCAGGAUCGGAGCUGGGUCAUGAUUGUAAGAGAUAUGGGCCUGGGUGGGAAUACAGAGGUGGUGGCGUUUAAAGGGUGGCAUAUACCAUGGAUGUUCGGGCUUUCUACUACUGAGCUCGAAAGGCAGGGAUAAUAAAUGUAUUCUAGACUGAUGGUGGCUCCGGCCACUGUAAACAUUCUUGACUUCUCGGCUCUUUGUUAAGGCUAACGACUUGGUUAGCGGUGAUGGAAGUGCAAGCUUUGAGGAUGUGAUCUUGUAGGCAUGUAAUACCGGGG
This is a messenger RNA of Phialemonium atrogriseum, 2355 nucleotides long. RefSeq lists its product as uncharacterized. NCBI's taxonomy places the organism in Eukaryota, Fungi, Ascomycota, Sordariomycetes, Cephalothecales, Cephalothecaceae. Bases 99 to 2018 code for a protein of 639 amino acids. The record is from RefSeq and is a predicted model, not a curated record. The transcript has a single exon.